Messenger RNA from Nothobranchius furzeri (turquoise killifish), 2620 nucleotides. It is a transcript of the gene faah, whose product is annotated as fatty acid amide hydrolase. Gene Ontology annotation, biological process: fatty acid catabolic process. NCBI's taxonomy places the organism in Eukaryota, Metazoa, Chordata, Actinopteri, Cyprinodontiformes, Nothobranchiidae. Gene Ontology annotation, molecular function: amidase activity; fatty acid amide hydrolase activity. The record is from RefSeq and is a predicted model, not a curated record.
AACCAACAGUCUAACCCAUCGACAUUAAUAUUAGGUCUAACCCCUCUAACAUAGACAUGUAUGAUGUCGAUGGUCUAAACCUAGAAGCAGCGCGGAAAGAUGACGUCACGUAUUCUCAUAACAAACUAACCGCGCCCACAGCUUAAAGCCUUGACUACACACCCCCAGGUGUUCAUUCAACUCUCCGCGCUAGCUUUAGCCGACCUUCUUUGGGAGCUAAAAACAACUCAAGAACACGAUGGAAGAGUUUCUGCAGACUGUGAGCGUGGACAAGCGGACAGUGAGUCUGCUGACGACCGCCGCCUGCGGACUGGGAGCUCUGCUGGUUCUGGUUCGGUCGGUGAGCUCCCGCCGAGCGGCGAAGGAGAAGAUCCAGAGAGCCAGGACCCGGAGGACGGAGAGCCUGCACCGGGCAGAGCAGGCGGUGCUCCGCUACAGGCAGUCGCAUCCAUCCACCGACUCUGCUCUCAUCCUGUCCUUGUCUCUGUCUGAGCUGACGAAGCGGCUGCAGGAGGACUCGCUGAGCCCUGAGGAGGUGUUCUACUCCUACAUGGAGAAGACUUUAAAUGUGCACAAAAAGCUGAACUGCUGCACAGAGAUUCUGCUUGAGAGUUUGGAUCAGCUGAAGACCAUUGGCUCCAAGAAGAAGGGCCUGCUGUAUGGCGUUCCCAUCAGCAUCAAGGACAACAUUGCUUAUAAGGACCAUGACUGCACUUGCGGUGUGGUCAUUAAUCUGGAGCAGCCCGCCCAGGGCGACAGCGUGAUCGUUAAAGUUCUGAAGAAACAAGGAGCUAUUCCCUUUGUGAAGACCAACCUGCCUCAGGCGCUGUUGAGUUAUGACUGCAGUAACCCCAUCUACGGGCAGACCCUUAAUCCCUGUAAUCCCCAGAAGACCUCGGGAGGCUCAUCCGGUGGAGAGGGGGCUCUCAUUGGGGGAGGGGGCUCCAUACUUGGCAUAGGCAGCGACAUCGGGGGGAGUAUCCGUAUUCCCGCCUCGUUCUGUGGGAUCUGUGGCUUCAAGCCGACGGCGGGUCGACUCAGUUCACAGGGGCUACUACCCAUUUACAGAGGUCAAAAGUCUGUGCUUUCAGCCACUGGACCCAUGGCCAAGGACGUGGACAGUCUGGUUCUGUGUAUGCAGGCUCUUCUCUGUGAUCACAUGUUCUCCUUGGACCCCACUGUGCCACCGGUUCCUUUUAAUGUCCAGCUCUACGAGAGCUCCAAACCUCUGAGGAUCGGUUACCUGGAGAGUGAUGGAUACUCACAGCCCACGCCGAGCAUGGCCCGCGGUAUCAGAGAGGUCAAAGCUCUGUUGGAACAAGCAGGACACACUCUGGUGCCUUACCAACCUCUGAGGGUAAGCAAGAUCAUGACUGAACUCGUUUUCAAGGGUAUUUUUGCAGACGGCGCCACCAGCAUGGUCCAAAAAUUGAAGGGCGGACCCAUCGACCCUUGUCUUCGGGUUCAGAUUAAUUUGUACUCAUUACCAAAGUGGUUGAAGAGAAUCAUCGGGUUUCUUCUCAAGCCCUUUUCUCCUCGAUUCCCUUUCAUCAUGGAUGCUGUCAGUGGACUGAAAUCCAUCCCAGAUCUGUGGAAGCAGCAUGCUGCUGUAGAGGACUACAUUUCUGAGACGAUAGCACACUGGAGGAGCUGCAACAUAGAUGUGGUGUUGUGCCCUGUGAUCGGACCAGCCUACAACUUUUCUUACUGUGGCCAAAUUUCAACUAUCCUCAGUUACACAGCUCUUUACAACCUCCUCAAUUUCCCUGCUGGUGUGGUUCCUGUUUCCACGGUGACGGCAGAUGAUGAGGAAGAACUUAAACACUACAAGGGCGUGUUUCAGGACAAAAUGGAUAAGUUGCUCAAAAAGGCUGUGACUGGAGCCGAGGGUCUGCCCGUGGCCGUGCAGUGUGUGGCCCUGCCGUGGCAGGAUGAGGUGUGUCUGCGCUUCAUGAAGGAGGUGGAACACCUCGUCAAACAGAAGAGGAAGUAGAGAACGACAGCGUUCCUCAUGCUGGGACCAGCGCGUCCUCGCUAAAGUGCCUUCUGGGUGAAACGCUGCACAUUUUGUACAGGAGUGUUGGCUUAAUAACGCCUGGUUAAGACAAUAAUAAGCACUGAAAUGUAUGAAUCACUUUGGAACCAAUAGGAACUUAGUUAUUACUAAUAAUGGUUGAUUUAAUGAAGCUGGAUUUUUUUACUAAUGUCUAAUGCUUUAAGGAGUUUUAGCUUUUUGUUUUGACUUAUCAAAGUCACAAGAUUUAGCUCUCCGAGACAUCUGGCCAGGUCGGUUUAGUAACCGAGAACAUCUCAGAAAUUUUCUGUUAAAAAAUAAAGGUUAAAAAAACCAAAAAAUAUAAAUAAGAGCCUGCUAGUGAACAUCAGGGGAAACUGAUGUAUGAUUUGCACUUUUUAAUGUUUGACAUGUUUCUUUGUUACACCAGCAGUUGUGUUAUGAUUAUAUUACAUUUAUGGCAACUAGAACUAAAAUCACAACCUGAAUGUUUUAAAAUAAGGAUUAAUAGUAUGUGAACUCUAACAUUAUCUCUUUGUUUUUGACCUUAAUUAAAUGCAUAAACCCACAACAAAGCAGAAUAAAACAAAAAGUAACCGAGCAACA